Molecule: messenger RNA, 959 nt
Organism: Micropterus salmoides (largemouth bass)
Lineage: Eukaryota; Metazoa; Chordata; Actinopteri; Centrarchiformes; Centrarchidae
Gene: krtcap2
Product: keratinocyte associated protein 2
Exons: 5
Coding region: 146-556 (136 amino acids)
Source: RefSeq, a predicted model, not a curated record
AUGGCUCCGCCCCCUGGUGCCACCUAUCAUUUGGACCGGGCAGGGAGGUUUUUAGUUCCUUCAGCCGGGACAAUCAUCUGGCUCAACGAAGUUCAACCUAAUUCACCUCUGUUUCAUUACAAAGGCGUUAAAUUGCCAUUUUAUAAUGGCGGCGAACACAGGCACCUCUCUAGUGCUGUCCAGUCUGCUGUCAGUGCUGGUAUUUGCUGGCAUGCAGAUGUUCAGUAAGCAGCUGGGAUCUACUGAGUGGCUCACCAUCCUGGGAGGUUUCCUGGGCUCAGUCCUCUUCAUCUGCUCCCUAACUGCAUUUAAUAAUCUGGAAAACUUGAUUUUUGGGAAAGGAUUCCAAGCCAAGAUUUUCCCGGAGAUUCUGUUGUGCCUGUGCCUGUCACUGUUUGCCUCUGGUCUGGUACACCGUGUCUGUGUCACCACAUGCCUGAUAUUCUCCCUCUUCGCCCUGUACUACAUCAACAAAGUAUCUGCCGCUCUCUACCAAGCAGCCGUUCCCACAGUAACACCAGCCAAGGCUGCAAGCAAGGGCAAAAGGAAGAACUGAUGAAUCUCUGGGAUCCCACUUGCGUCUAGUUAAUUAGUUAAUAUUACCCAAGUGCUGAUGGCCAGUGCAACACAGCAGUUGCAUAUUUUGUAAUAACUUCUUAAACCCAUAACCCUUAUAAACAUUUGGUUUGGAAAUGUUACUUGUAAAGUGCUAAAGUUUGUAACAUUACAAUGACAGUUUUUUUUUGUUGUUGUUUUUUUUUUUUUACAUUGAUCUCAAUUUGAAUCAUGGAGAAACAUCUCUGGUAUAUGUAAAGCCCAAAAAAAAACAAGAAGCAAACAACUAUCUACAUUCCAUUGAUAACUCAUCACAACCCAUCAUGUUUUUUGUGUAUUCAUCAGCACAUCAAGUUGCUUUUUUGUUUAAUUCAUUUUGUAAUUAAACUGCAAAAGACUUUGAA